Eriocheir sinensis (Chinese mitten crab) is the source of this 745-nucleotide messenger RNA. RefSeq lists its product as uncharacterized. The annotation marks the transcript as partial. The record is from RefSeq and is a predicted model, not a curated record. The transcript is spliced from 5 exons. Lineage: Eukaryota; Metazoa; Arthropoda; Malacostraca; Decapoda; Varunidae. Gene Ontology annotation, molecular function: protein binding.
GCAUUACCUGGGGCAUGCUGCUUGACCUCCCUGCAGGGUCCUUGCUGCCCUGGAACCUCCCAGCACACUUCUCACACUUCCCAGAACAGCACCUCAUCCACUGCCCCUCAAGAGGUUGUUGAGUCACUCUUCACGUCCUCCCUGAAGGAAGCCGGCGGCCUGAAGCACCGCGGGCAGGUCACCACCACCAGCCUGCAGGCCAGGGACCACAAACACCUCUGGAUGGGACUCUGGAAUGGCAGGCUUCACUGUGGCUUCACUAAGAUCAACCGCACGUGCAAGACAUGCCAGGCUCUGAUGUCCAGUGUGGAGGAGAUCGGAAUUCCUAUCAUGAGGGAGACACACAACCGCACCACACCCUCACCGGACGCCAGCAAGCUAUUGCCAUCCUGUAGUCGCCACACCUCCAGGCUGGUCGUGGCUUGGGGGGGAACCGUACAUUUUCUCCUCAGGAGUUCUCCAGGCACACGCCAGCAUUGCCGCCAAGGACUUCACACUGCACUGCCCGAAACACCCGUCGAGGGUGAUGAGGAUGAGGAGACAGUCAAGAUUGUGCAGUGGGUGAAGAGCAAUGAGCCAAUGGGAGCCACCAUCAAGCAGGACGACCACUCCGGAGCCAUCAUCAUCACCCGCAUCAUGCAUGGCUGACUGCUCCGGCCUCAUCCAUGCUGCUGACGAGGUGCAGGGGUCAACACCUUCAAUGUGGAGGGCAAGACACCGGCGGAUGUCCACAAGAUGCUGGUGA